AUGGAAGCAAUUGAAGUACCGGGGCUCAGAAACCAAACCUACUUCACCUUGCAGGGUUUCUCCCACCUCGCUGCUCGUCAGGUCUUCCUCUUUGAGGGAAUUCUUCUGAUGUUCCUAAUCACGAUGUCAGGGAACUUUCUUAUCAUCGUAGUUGCCAACACUGACCCUGCCUUGCACACCCCCAUGUACUAUUUUCUAAAAAACCUGGCUCUGAUUGAAAUUUGCUUUACGCUAAACAUAGUGCCCAAGAUGCUUGUGGAUUUGUUGUUGGAGAGAAAGGUCAUCUCCUUUUCCGCCUGCGCCCUACAAUUUUACUUUGUCAUAUCCUUCAUCACUUCCGAGUGUUUCCUCCUGGGUGCCAUGGCUUAUGACCGAUACGUGGCUGUAUGCCACCCCUUGCACUACACCAUAACAAUGAACAAGAGAGUGUGUCUUCACAUGGUCAUAGCAUGCUGGAUUGCUGGAAUUCCGUUUUCAUUGGGACUCACUGGUUGGCUAUUCAGCUACCCCUUUUGUGGCUCAAAGGAGAUCGAACAUUUCUUUUGCGACAUCACUCCUCUUCUAGAUCUGGUCUGUUCAGACACGUAUGUAUUCAAGCUUCUUGUGUUCGUUGCUACCAUUGUAAUUAUUUUGAUCCCCUUUAUCUUGAUAGCAGCCUCAUACAUCCAGAUAAUCCACACCAUCCUCCAAAUGCCAUCUGCUGAAGGAAGGCGCAAAGCGUUUCUCACCUGCGUCGCUCACCUGGUGGUGGUGACGCUGUUCUACUGCACAACUGGUUUGGUACAUUUAAAGCCCAAGUCCAGUCUCUUGGCAAAUAGCAGGAAGCUGGUGGCUCUUUCUUACACGGUAGUAACCCCUAUGCUGAACCCAAUCAUCUACAGCUUGCGCAACAAAGAAGUAAAGCAUGCUCUGAGGAAGACGUUUGGGAGGAGACAAUUCUCCAGCGAGGUGCCUCUGCCUGCAUAG
Molecule: messenger RNA, 966 nt
Organism: Eurypyga helias (sunbittern)
Lineage: Eukaryota; Metazoa; Chordata; Aves; Eurypygiformes; Eurypygidae
Product: olfactory receptor 10A7-like
Exons: 1
Coding region: 1-966 (321 amino acids)
Biological process (GO): G protein-coupled receptor signaling pathway
Cellular component (GO): membrane
Molecular function (GO): G protein-coupled receptor activity; olfactory receptor activity
Source: RefSeq, a predicted model, not a curated record